Molecule: messenger RNA, 1639 nt
Organism: Cryptococcus deneoformans JEC21
Lineage: Eukaryota; Fungi; Basidiomycota; Tremellomycetes; Tremellales; Cryptococcaceae
Product: expressed protein
Exons: 4
Coding region: 104-1429 (441 amino acids)
Source: RefSeq, a predicted model, not a curated record
GUAUUAUUUUAAUACCUACCCAUAUUACUGACCAAUUUCGUUCCUUAUCCCAAUCUAUCCCUCAAAGCAUCGAACCCUCUAAUCCUCCAUUACCUAACCAUCAAUGUUCAUCUCCCGCCCUCAACUCCGUCUUCUUGCCUUGUUCUUUCUCCUCGCCACCGAUCCUCCCUUGACUAGCGCUCAGAUCAAUACUUCUACCAUCGCCGACGCCAUCGCAAUCACUCAAGGUCGUUACCCCAGCUCCUCCCCAACCCAAGCCCAUUCCGCCAAUGGUGGAGUGAUAAAGUUUGAGGAUCCAAUCAGUACCUCCUUGUCGAGCACGCCGACCACGCAGAAGAGUGGGAUGUAUGAAGCCAGUAGCUUGCCGGUGCACAAGGUAGAUACUAACCCUAGUACCCUUCCCGGUCAGAAAGUCGGUGUUAGUGGCGUUGCUAGCUCGAAUCAAUACCCAGGGCACAAAGCUAGUGUAAGCGCAACAAUCUCGCCUGCAUUUCCUCAGGUCGACCCAAGUCUAACAAGGUUUUCUGGACAUAAGAUUCCUGUCAGAUCUCAACCUCAAGAUGGUUCUACGAGGCUUUUUGAUAUUGUCGCCGUUUCUGCACUCAAGGAGACCAAUUCGGCUGACUCAGCUGAUUGCUAUGAGUGGGUUUGGGUGGAUGAGUCUGGGAAUGAGAUUAGUAAGCGGACAGACUCCAAGUUGGAGGCUAUGGAACUCCUGGUAAAAGAUCAUGAAAAUUAUGAGAAGGAAAAGAACCCUUCAUCUCAGGAAGGAAGCGCGGAAUUUGGCCGAAAAGGGCGCCGAGCUGCCCAAGUGGUCAAGAGGGCACCUCAAGACACAAAUCCCUCUGCCACGUCAACUUCCCAUGCAUCUUCUUCGGUCUCUGGCACCAGCCACGAUCCCUCAACCAGCAAUCAUCUUCCCACCAACUCAACGGCUGACUUUUCGUCUGCGAUCAGCACUACUACGAAACCAGUCUCUUCUGUCCCAGGUUCCCUGCUUACCACGUAUCCUGUCACUUCUCUCGCCGCUUCUGCCACCGAAGGCUUACACGACUCCCGACGUGCCCCGAACGAUUUUCAUCCUUUCAACCACGCUGGCCUUAUUGCUAGUAUCGUUCUAAUUGUCAUUGGUCUCUCCACCAUCAGCUAUGUCGCAAUCUAUCUAUACCGGAACAGGCAAAAGAAGAAUAAGGAAGCCCAGGCAAAAAUCAAUCAGCAUGAACCUUCUUUUUCUAUGUACAACGCUCCGAGCAGGUAUAACUCGAUCAAGGAUGACGAUAUGUAUGGACAUGAAGUCGCCCAUCUGGGGUACCAGGCGUCUUCUGACGACACUAUGGCCCCUAGGCUGAACCGGCUUUAUAGCAUCCAGGCGGCAUUCGCCAAGAACAAGAAGAUUAGUCAACUUGCACAACACGAGAAUCGAGUAUAGGAGACGACGAGACAUCAAAUUUUUCAGUUCCGGAGCGUAUAACCACUACAUACUUCGAUUUUGUCAAAGUGCCUACUCAAGAAAAUCAGCCGUUUUGAUGUCCCUUACUCCAUAUUCUUGAUGGAUGAUGCACAAGAACGAAACGGACUAAAACCAAUGUACCUUGUAAUAUAUCCAUGAACAACUAUACUAGUGAACAGCGUCACUUUU